AUGGAAAGGGGAGCCCGGCUCCGGAGCAGCGCUUGCGGGGAGCUCCGGGGACCGUCGAGGGGGCGCUGCUCGCACUUGGCGUCGUCGCUGCUGCUGCUGCUGCUGCUGCUCUCCGGCCAUGGGGGCGUCUCCAAAGCGCACGGGCUGUCACCGCAGGGAGAAAUCGUGGUGCCCCGCUGGAUCUCGGGGGGACGGAACAGACGAGCUGCUGACGUCGCAGAUGAGGCUCCAUCACCUGAACGCGCAGAGGUGGCCCUGAGUGUCGAGGACAGGGAACUUAUUUUGGUGCUGGAGAAAAAUCAUCGGCUGCUGUCUCCGGGUUACACUGAGACACAUUAUGCACAGGACGGGCAGCCAGUGACCGUGACCCCAAACCACAUGGACCACUGUUAUUACCACGGCCACGUCCGAGGGCACGAAGGAUCCUGGCUGGUGCUGAGCACCUGCUCCGGAAUCAGCGGCCUGAUCGCCCUCAGCCAGAAUGACAGCUAUUACCUGAAGGCUCCAGAGGAAUUGGGAUCUGAGCAUCAUGUCAUCUACAGGGCAGAACAUUUGCCGACCAGAGGCGGGACCUGUGGGCACGGCGACCUGCUCCCAAGCAACGUAGCUGAUGUGGCGAGAGCCUGGAACAGGCCAACCGCACUCCGGCGGAAACGGAGGGAUGUUUGGAGGACAAUGAAGUACAUGGAGCUCUUCAUUGUGGCUGACUUCACUCUGUUUCUGUCUCAGAAGCAAAAUUUGGGGCGCACAAAGCAACGGAUUCUGGAGAUCGCUAAUUAUGUGGACAAGUUUUACAGGUCCUUGAAUAUCAAAGUGGCCCUGAUUGGUCUGGAGGUGUGGACGGAGCGGGAUCAGUGCCGAGUGACCAGCGAUGCGAACACCAGCCUUUGGUCCUUCCUGCAGUGGAAGAAGUCGCUGAAGUCGCGGAAGAAGCAUGACAACGCUCAGUUGCUGACUGGCGUGACCUUCAAGGGAACCACGAUAGGCAUGGCCCCGUUGGAGGGAAUGUGCACCGCAGAGAACUCUGGUGGCGUGAGCAUGGACCAUUCAGAUCUGCCGGUCGGGGCUGCAGCCACCAUGGCCCACGAAAUCGGCCACAAUUUUGGGAUGAGCCACGACGCCGAGGGCUGCUGCGUGGAGGCCACAGCGUCCGAGGGAGGGUGCGUCAUGGCCGCCGCAACGGGCCACCCCUUCGCGAAAGUGUUCAGCUCCUGCAGCCGGAGGCAGUUGGAGAGCUACUUCCUGAAGGGCGGCGGGAUCUGCUUGUUCAACAUGCCCGAUACGAAGGACUUGGUGGUGGGCAAGAAAUGUGGAAACGGAUUCCUGGAGGACGGGGAGGAGUGUGACUGCGGGGAGAUGGAGGAGUGCACGAACCCCUGCUGCAACCCGCGGAACUGCACCCUGAAAGCUGGAGCCGAGUGCGCCCACGGGGAGUGCUGUCGCAGCUGCAAGCUCAAGGCAGCCGGGAGCAUGUGCCGAGAACCGGCCGGGUCCUGCGAUCUCCCAGAAUACUGCACGGGAGUGUCGCCCUACUGUCCCGCCAACGUCUACCUGCUGGACGGCUCCUUGUGUUCCUCCGGGGAAGCCUUCUGCACCAACGGCAUGUGCAUGACCCAUCACCAGCAGUGCAUCCACCUCUGGGGUCCAGGUGCCUGGCCAGCCCCUGACGCGUGCUUCCAGGAUGUGAACAAGGCCGGGGACAUGUACGGGAACUGUGGCAAAGACAGCCAUGGCAAUUACGUCAAGUGCGCCAGGAGAGAUGCCAAGUGCGGCAAGAUCCAGUGCCAGAGCCCUGCGAAGAAGCCCAAGGGGACCAACACUGUCUCCAUGGACACCACCAUCCGGUUCAACGGGCGGGAGGUGAAGUGUCGGGGGGCGUUGGUCUAUGCAACGAAGGAUGAUGAGGGUGACAUGUCGGACCCGGGGCUGGUGAUGACAGGGACCAAGUGCGGAGAUGGAAUGGUAUGCAAAGACCAGCGUUGUGUGAACGCUUCCUUUUUUGAAGUGGACAAGUGUCUCUCCCAGUGCCACGGUCAUGGGGUCUGCAACAGCAAUUGGCACUGCCACUGCAACGCAGGCUGGGCGCCUCCGUUCUGCGAGAAGCCGGGCCUGGGGGGCAGCGUGGACAGCGGCCCCGUGCAGUAUGACAACCACGAAGCCAUCCUGCUAGCUCUGCUGCUGGUCUUUGGGCUGAUCCUGCCGGCUUCCGCUCUCGGACUGUAUUUCUGCCACAAGCGGGAGAACUCCCUGCUCAACAAGUGGGCCAAAGGCUUAAGGAAGAGCCAAGAGACCUACAAGAACGGAGGCAUCCAUCGGACCACCACCGUGGGGCACUCUAACUCGGCCUUCACUUUGCAAGACGUUUCUUCUUCCUCUUCCUCUAGGAAAGCUGUGGAUGGCAAUUCCCGCCAAGCAUCGAGGAGCAUUUUCCCGCCAAAAUCGAAUCCUCUCCAAAGUGCCUCUCAGCCCAUCAACAUUGUCCAUCCCCUCUGCCCUACGCCCAGCCCAGCGGCUCCUCUUCAGAAAGACCUCAAGCCCUGCAGGCCUCCUCCUCUGCCCGUCAACAAAUCCCCGGCAGUUCCCUCCAAAAUGCACUUUGGCACUCAGAACAAGCUGCCUCCUCCAAAGAAACCUCUUCCCACCAGUCCUGUCAGGACCCCUUUGGUCAAUCCAAGCCAAAGGCCGCCUCGCAGGCCUCUGCCGGGGAACCCCCUUUUGGCGAAAGAGCGGCUGUCAGCUCCGGGUCAGGCAUUGCUGGUCAUGGUGCCUCCCGCCAACUUUAAGCCGGCUGGUAUCGGUUCCGUGAGUCCUGUCUCCAAACCGCUGAAGCCUGUUCCGGGCUUGAAAGUCCAAUCGGUUUCCCGCCUCUUUCAGAAAUGACAACGGUGGAGACGAGGACCCCGGCCGAUGCUCAGUGGACUCCUUCAUCUUCCUCAUUUGCACUACUGCGCAGGGAUUUUUUGCUACCAAAGACAAUCGUUUUUAUACUAGGGGACUGGUUUUGCCAAUAACGAAGAAGGGGGGAUCUGGGAGAGGGGAGGCCCGAGAAAUCGGUACUAGA
Messenger RNA from Heteronotia binoei (common prickly gecko), 3061 nucleotides. It is a transcript of the gene ADAM33, whose product is annotated as ADAM metallopeptidase domain 33. Bases 1 to 2880 code for a protein of 959 amino acids. NCBI's taxonomy places the organism in Eukaryota, Metazoa, Chordata, Lepidosauria, Squamata, Gekkonidae. Gene Ontology annotation, biological process: proteolysis. The record is from RefSeq and is a predicted model, not a curated record. The transcript is spliced from 23 exons. Gene Ontology annotation, molecular function: metalloendopeptidase activity.